AUGGCGUCUGGGCCUGCGACUCAAUCGUUGAAGUGUGUGGUGACCGGUGAUGGUGCUGUCGGCAAGACAUGUCUCCUGAUAUCAUACACCACCAAUGCCUUUCCCGGCGAAUACAUUCCCACCGUAUUCGACAACUACUCCGCUAGUGUCAUGGUCGACGGCAGGCCCAUCAGCCUCGGACUCUGGGAUACAGCUGGUCAAGAGGAUUAUGACCGUCUCCGCCCCUUAUCCUACCCUCAAACCGACGUCUUCUUGAUCUGCUUCUCUAUCGUCUCUCCACCAUCCUUUGACAACGUAAAAGCCAAGUGGUUUCCCGAAAUCGAGCACCAUGCACCCGGCGUGCCCAUCAUUCUUGUCGGCACAAAGCUUGAUUUGAGAGAAGAUAGAGCUACCGCUGAGGCGCUGCGAGCCAAAAAGAUGGAGCCGGUGUCGUAUGAGCAGGCGCUUGCAGUUGCAAAGGAGAUUAGGGCGCAUAAGUAUCUGGAGUGUUCGGCCUUGACCCAGAGGAAUUUGAAGAGCGUGUUUGAUGAAGCUAUUCGGGCCGUCCUCAAUCCUCGCCCUCAACCCAAGAACAAGGCAAAACGAUGCACUAUUCUGUAA
Talaromyces marneffei is the source of this 600-nucleotide messenger RNA. RefSeq lists its product as uncharacterized. Gene Ontology annotation, cellular component: cytoplasmic vesicle; cytoskeleton; cell cortex. The record is from RefSeq and is a predicted model, not a curated record. Lineage: Eukaryota; Fungi; Ascomycota; Eurotiomycetes; Eurotiales; Trichocomaceae. The transcript has 5 exons. Gene Ontology annotation, biological process: regulation of actin cytoskeleton organization; regulation of cell shape; actin filament organization. Bases 1 to 600 code for a protein of 199 amino acids. Gene Ontology annotation, molecular function: GTPase activity; protein kinase binding; GTP binding.